This is a messenger RNA of Caenorhabditis remanei, 1407 nucleotides long. RefSeq lists its product as uncharacterized. The coding region runs from base 1 to 1407 and encodes 468 amino acids. NCBI's taxonomy places the organism in Eukaryota, Metazoa, Nematoda, Chromadorea, Rhabditida, Rhabditidae. The record is from RefSeq and is a predicted model, not a curated record. The transcript is spliced from 8 exons.
AUGAAAACUGUAGUUUUUCUGGCCACUCUUGCUUCUAUAGUUUUUGCUGCAGAGCAGGAUCUCAAAUUUGACGUUGUGUUCCUCAUAGAUAGUUCAAAAUCAUCAAAGCCAUCAUAUGAUCUGUUGACGGGAUUUGUUCAGUCACUUAUGAAACCGUACAAUGUUGGUUUGAAUGGAGCUCGUGUUGGUUUAAUAGCUGUGGCUGGAACCCUAGAAGACCAAGCACCUCCAGCGGCUGAACUAAACUCGAUUACCUCACAAAAUGUUUUGAGAAGUUAUUUAAAAUUACUCAAAGGAAAUUAUGAUGACUUCGAUAUUGUUGGACAAUGUCUCACCUUUGACUUGAAGGAAGUGACAUCGAGUGAUUUCAUUUCAAGCGGCUACAGAUCCGAAAUCCAAAAUCAUCUUUUAGUAUAUCUGACAACCAGCACUGCAUUUGAUGUGGAUCCUGUGCCCACUGCUGAAGAAAUCCUGAAUAGUCAUCGGUAUGGUAUCCUCACAGUAGGAUUUGGGAAUGAUGUUGAUCAUCAGAAAUUGAGAAUUAUAUCUGGAGGCAGCUCAUGCUCCUUCACUGCUUCAAACUCAACAGGACUAGAUCACUUGAUUAAACCAAUUCAGCGUCACAUCAUGAAUGCUGAUGCCAACGGAGGACAAUAUUGUAAUAAAAAGAGCCAUGGAACCAUGGCUCCAACCACCCUGGCCACUCAACAGACUCAAGGUCCUAACACUCAACCUCCACAAACUCAUUCUCCAGUGACUGCUUUACCAUCUCUAUCUCCAUCGAGUGCUCUCCAAUUCGAUAUUGUAUUUUUGAUUGACGGUUCUCGAUCUGCUAAGGAUAGCUUUGAUUUUUUAACCAAAUUUAUUCAAACAAUCAUGGUUUCCUUCAACGUUGGGUUGAACGGUGCUCGUGUUGGAUUAAGCGUUGUUGCACCUGAUCUUGAAGAUCAGGCUCCACCAGCUGCCCUAUUGAACUCUAUCAGCUCACAAUCAUCGUUGAACUCCAACUUGGCUCUUCUCAAAGAUAACUAUGCUGAUUUUGAUCAUCCAGGACAGGUUCUCACAUACAAUCUCCAAGUUGUAACUUCCAAUGACUACAUGUCUGCAACAGCUGGAUACCGUAGUAACAUCAACAACCAUGUUCUUGUUUACAUCACUACUACCACGGCAUUCUACACCGAUCCAACUCCAUCAGCUCAAACCAUCAUUGCCCAGAAGCAAUACGGAAUCAUCACUGUUGGAUACGGAGCUGGAUUUGACAACGGAAAGCUGCAAACGAUUUCUGGAGGCGCCGCUUGUUCAUUUACGGCAACCGAUUUUGCUACACUGAAUAACCAGAUCAAGCCAAUUCAACAGCUCAUAAUUAACGCCAACACCAACGGAGGAAAUUACUGCAAAAGCAACUGA